GUGGGGAGCCGCUCGGUCCCGGAAACUUUUCCCUCGUGUCUUGGCCGCCGCCGCCGCCAGCGCCCGGGAGCGCGUUGCUGGGCGUGCCCAUCCCCGGCCCGCAGUCGGGGCGCCUGGCCGGGGCCGCCGCGGCGGAACCGCACCCAGAGAAGGGGGCGCGGGGCGGCAGUGGCCGGGGCUGCCCGCGGCCGGGGGAGGCUGCCCCCCGGGCCCCGGCCACUGGGCCGGGCGGAGCCGAGCCGUGCGAUGGGGGAGGCGCCCAGCCCUGCGCCCGCGCUCUGGGACUGGGACUACCUGCACCGCUGCUUCGCCCGCCACCGCGUCUGCAUCUCCUUCGGCCUGUGGAUCUGCGCCUCCUUCUGCUGGAUCGCCACCCACGCGCUGCUUCUCUAUCUGAGAUGUGCAAAGAAAUCCAGACGGGACCAGACGGCGCUGUGUGCUGCGUGCUGCCUCCUGACCAGCCUGUGUGACACCGUUGGGGCGAUUCUGGCCAGACAGCUCACGAUCCAGGUUUUCACUGGUGCCUACCUAGCGGCUGUUGACUUGGGGAACUUUGUGUUCAUUCUCUUCCCAGUCUGUGGCUCCAGACACAAGUCUAACUCGGGUCGGGGGUCCCGGGAGAGGAACAGGAGAUGGCGGCUCAGGGCCAGCGUGUUUGCCCUGGCGCUGCCGCUGAGUCUGGGCCCAGGCUGGGCUCUCUGGGCCACUGUCCCAAAGGCUUCAGGCGUCGUCCGAGGGCCACAGCGGAGGCUGCUGGGAAGCUUUCUGCAGGAUGACACUGAAAUCCUCGGCUACCUGCUGGGUGGCAUCGCCGCCCUCGGCUCCUGGGCUUCCCGGAUGCCCCCACUCUCCAGAAUCUGCCAGGGUAAGACGUUUCCCUCCAUCCACCUGUGGACUCGGUUCCUGUCUGCCCUGGCUGGCCUCCUCUACGCCUCAGCCAUCGUGGCCCAUGACCGGCGGCCUGACUACCUGCUUCGGGCCACACCCUGGUUCCUGACCUCCCUGGGCCGUGCCUCGCUGGACCUUGCUAUCAUCUUCCUUUCCUGCGUGAUGAAGAGCAAGAUGAGGCGGGCCUUAGGAUUCACCUCUGAAGCCAGAGAGAUCCCCGACACGCAAGCCCUCUUGACCUGUGCAGAGAAAGAGGAAGAAAACCAGGAGAAUGCAGAUUGGGUGCCUCUCAUGACACUGCCCCACUGCAAGCCACUCAGGACGAUGGCAGCCAUCAGUCGCUACAUGGAGCUGACCAUCGAGCCAGUGCAGGAGGCAGGCUGCAGCGCCACCAGGCUGCCCGGCGACGGUCAGACGAGCACUGGAGACGUGUCCCUCCAGGAGCCCCCCUCGUACCCUCCCAUUCAGGUCAUCCGGGCCCGCGUGUCUUCCAGCAGCUCCUCCGAGGUGUCCUCCACCAACUCCGACCUCGAGUGGGACCCUGAAGAUGUAAACCUCAAAGGGAACAAAGAUGACGUGGAGAAGCUCAGAUCCCAGGUGCACAGCUGCUCUAUGAGGCCAGUGGACUUGACCUCUGAUGAGUAACACUUUCUGGAGCCAGCUCAUCAGUUCAGAGCCCUAGGCCAAGUGUUUGUCAGGAACUGAGCAGGGAUCAACCUUCAGUGACACCUGUGGCAGGAACGUAAGCUUCUGCCGAGUCUGCCAUGAAAGUGAGGAACCAGGAGUUGUCGCUGAGCCUGGCUGGUCUGAGCCAUGGCUCAAAAUGGAGCUAAGACUUUGUGUCCUGUGGACAGACCUAGACAUGCCCAGAGUUUGUUCUGAAGAUUAGAAGUUCACAGACCACUCUUGCUUUGAGAUAUAAACCUUCAUCUAAAGGACAUUGGACUCUCUUUUCCCUUUCCUUUUAGAUUCAGCCAUACUCUAAAUAUCUGGCGGGUGCCAGGAAGGAGUUCAUCUACCAAACAGCUAAUGUGCUUGGGUCUCAGUAGAGCCCCAUUCUGCAGGACCUGGCCAAGCCUAGUUGAUGAGAGGGGUGGGCCCAUGUGCUGGGGGUCUGGGACACAAUCACAGGUACUGGUGGGACCUGGCUCCUGCCCUCUGGUCACCCACUUGACUUUUCUGUGGGAAGUUAGAGCUAGGACUGCUUGGUCAACCAGGUGUUUGUGAGAUCAUUGGUAUUGCAAGGACAAGCAAAGCCAACUGCUCUGGGUACCAGGACUUGCUCCAACCUGGCAAGGUGUGUGCUGGGAUGCGGUUUGCAGGUUAGGGGGACUGUCUGCUUCAGGAGGUAACUGAGAGCAUGCAGAGGGUAAGAGGCAUGGCAGGAGGUGUUCGAUUCCAGCACAGCUACCCCAUUUUAGGAUUAUUUUGGUACUGUGAUCGUGGGUGGAGGGAAUGGGGCUAAGGUGGGAGGAACACUAGAGUGAAUAAAUCCUGAUUGAGUGAAUUGAAGUAUUGCACUGUUAACACAGAGAUCUGUCUGAAUCCCAGCACAGCCACGGAAGUCUGCCAUGAGGGGAACUGGGAGAAAUGCCAAGAAACACAGCUCUGCUCCUGGCUGACCCCUAGCAGCCUGUGUGACUCAGCCGCUGCUGCCCAGUUUCUCCUAAGGGGUAGUGCUCGUCCCAGCAGCAUGAAAAAUGGGGAGCCUCCUGGAAGCAGGUUGGUUCUGCAGGUCUCUGCAGAGAUCCCAAUCCCCCAGGUGACCUCUGAGCUAGAAGGGAACUGCAAACCACCCUAUUUAUCCAACUGCUCUGGACCCCGGUUGUCUUGUAAAGGAGUUUGCUCAAGUCAGGUUUGCCUUGUAAUCUUAACCACUGGAGCUGUACUUUGAGGGAAGAUAAAGAUUUGAGUUAGGGGGAGAACAUUCCAGCAGAUGAAACCACACAGAGGACUGGAAGCAGGGAAGGGCAGAAUCUAGUCAAAGAAGGAGGAAUCUAAUGUGUCCAGAAUGGGCAGUACAGUGUGCGCUAUAAGGGGUGAGUAAAGAGGCUGGAAAGGAACCAGACUGUGGAGGCUAGGGAGUUGGUACUUAAUUCUGUGGCUAACUGGUAGCCAUUGGAAGAUACCUGAGUAGGAAGAUGACUGGCAUGCCUCAGGUAGGCCACAGCUGAUUGGUGAGUUUUACAUCUCUAUGCCCACAACUUUUCAGGAAGCAGAAAUGUACAGUCACUGCUAUAGAAUGAACAUGGGGAACAUGUUUAAUCUGAGUAGUAACAGCAGGGCAGGAGGCAGGCUCAUCUUUAGAAAGGCAGAAGGCAUGGGAAUAUGAUGACAUCUCUGGAGCUUGCCUUUAGCACAUCCCCUCUCUCUCAAGGGGAGGCUGGCUUAUGCUCCCUGGGGCACCAGAAAUUAGUUGGAUCCUGAUGGAAAUGGCCAUUCACCCAAGAAUAUCAAUUGAUCUUGGUGGCUUUGAGUAUCACAAACUACUUGAGUUCCAGAUGUUGACUGUCUCCCUGGAUCUCAUCAUCCCAGCCUCUUCCUUCACAAAGCAGUUCCUAUCAUUGUGGUCCGAGCUUGUCUCAAAGCUGAAUCCCACAUCUCUUCAUCCAGAGCAAACGAUUAAACUGAGAAUUUGGGAAGCAAAGUUUGGCCUCAUUGUUCAGUGAGAAUCUGCCUGUUAUGCAAAGCUCUGGAACUCUGGAGUGUUUGUGAAGAGGUGCCAACCAAAAUGCCUUUCUCCUAGUAGGAGUGUCCCGGGCCUCUGCUGCAGCUUCAUCCCUAGCUGUUAGUCAGAACAGGAGGAUAAUGGGAGUUACCUGCCCUGAAGACUCACUGAGCAGUGCAAGGGGUUACCUACCCUGGGGAGAGGCUGGGAAACAAUCUGUGUAAUCAUCCUCUCCUGCCCACUCAUCUGGGAAUGAGAUGGUGUAUUACAGUCUUAGCUGUGCUGCCUAUUAUCUCCAUAGCUUGGAGCAGUUAUCUAACCUUUGUGAACUCCUAAGGCUGACUGAGAAUAAUACCUACCUAGAAAGCUUGUUGU
Diceros bicornis minor is the source of this 3931-nucleotide messenger RNA. RefSeq names its product transmembrane protein 44 (gene TMEM44). Bases 247 to 1533 code for a protein of 428 amino acids. The transcript is spliced from 10 exons. NCBI's taxonomy places the organism in Eukaryota, Metazoa, Chordata, Mammalia, Perissodactyla, Rhinocerotidae. The record is from RefSeq and is a predicted model, not a curated record.